Messenger RNA from Bacillus rossius redtenbacheri, 1340 nucleotides. RefSeq lists its product as uncharacterized. The record is from RefSeq and is a predicted model, not a curated record. The transcript is spliced from 6 exons. NCBI's taxonomy places the organism in Eukaryota, Metazoa, Arthropoda, Insecta, Phasmatodea, Bacillidae. The coding region runs from base 130 to 990 and encodes 286 amino acids.
GCUUUAAAACAACCAACAAUCCGAAAACAAUAACCUUUGGUCGUCGAGAGACAGCCGUUCACACAGACUUCAAACAUUUCGGACUCCGUCAUCGAAAUUCACGGUGAAGAAUAACCAGACCUUUCAGCCAUGACCAGCUUCACAGCCGUCCACCGCGCCGUCGUCAUCUACCUGGACGACGCGGGCCAGGAGGUGUUCAGGAUCGACAAGGAGGUGGACGUGCAGGUGCCGCCGGCCUCCGGGGGAGCCUCGGCGGGUCCCUGCUCGUCGUCGGCGACCCCUGGGGCCCCCAAGUACCCGGGCAUGGUGCAGCUGCCGGCCCAGUCCUCCAAGGACUGCGGCACCACAGCUGCGCCGAUAUGUCCUCCCCCCUGCCCCCCACCCUGCCCGCCCCCCUGCCCACCCCCCUGCCCACCUCCAGCCGACCAAGGACAGUGCGUCAAGGAAAAAUUUGCAUCGAAGCAUGCGUCGCGUCUACCCCAACUGCAGAAAGAGCUGGUGUCGCUGACGGCCAGAGUGGGGCAGACGGCCGACGACCUGCAGAAGGCGUACGACGAAUACGUGUGCGCGUCGCGCGUGGAGCGGCAGCGGCGGGAGGGUGUGAUCAACCGCCUGGACAUGGUCCACGAGAACCUCAAGCACCUGGCCGAGGUGCAGUACGACCCGAUGCCCAGGCCCGACUCGGACGUGCACCCGCUGCGCAAGUGGCGCUUCACCAAGCCGGUGAAGGUGGAGUACCAGCGCGAGCCGGACAUGCGCUGGAAGCCCGACUGCCCCAAGGACAAGCCGCGGCGCAGCGUGCUGCCCGACGACGUGAGCUGCUCGUCGGCGGAGUACGUCGGGCCGCCCGAGAAGGAGCCGCCGCGCGGGGACGUGGCGCCCCAGGGUCUGGACGCGGUCCGCAUCAACCACGAGCCGCUGUGGGACCUGGCCAACCGCUUCAAGGGUUGGCAGUGCGCAGCGCCUCCUCCACCUCCGAGGUGCAACUAGAAACAAGGUUAAGCCCUGCCAGCGAACGGCUUCCUCGUCGGCGGAGGGUCCCUCGAGGUGGAGGCUGUAGUAGGCAUCUCAGCACGACGUCAUCCCGACCGGACGAACACCCAAAUCCGCCGAGAAGAGACGCCGUCGUCUCCUCUGCGUCGCUGGCUCGGAGACGUUGCCUAAGUUCGCCCACGGAGCGGCGAGAACGCAAACAACCGAAGCUGGCACACGUCAUACACACUCGUCGUGCCCCAAAGCAAAAAAAAAAAAUAACUCACGCAAAUUUUAUCCACGUGUAUCCUGUUUUAAUACAUCACCACAUUUAAAAGCAAAUUUUAUAAUAAAACGAUUCGAGAAUC